Messenger RNA from Aphanomyces astaci, 1769 nucleotides. RefSeq lists its product as hypothetical. Bases 103 to 1317 code for a protein of 404 amino acids. Gene Ontology annotation, biological process: sterol biosynthetic process. NCBI's taxonomy places the organism in Eukaryota, Oomycota, Saprolegniomycetes, Saprolegniales, Verrucalvaceae. The transcript has 2 exons. Gene Ontology annotation, molecular function: oxidoreductase activity, acting on the CH-CH group of donors, NAD or NADP as acceptor. The record is from RefSeq and is a predicted model, not a curated record. Gene Ontology annotation, cellular component: endoplasmic reticulum membrane.
UCGCAAUUAAUAGUGUCCGGAUAAGCAUUCCACAGUAAUCACUUGAAUUACUCUGCGACGACUACGCAGUGCGACGGCACGACCAUUUUGAAACGAAACCUCAUGCACCAACGCAAGUCGGCGGCUGCAACGCCACCCGCCGCGGCAGCAGCGUCGGAACAGUCCAAGCACUCCAAGCCAUUCACGUAUGACUUUGGCGGUCCGAUUGGAUCGUUCGUCAUCAUGUGCAUCUUGCCAGUCGUGGUCGUAUUCCUCUUUGCUGGGUGCAAUGCGUCGUACUGCAUUGACAACCGAUUUGACUUUGGGGAGCUGUACAUCCAAGUCACGACGACGUUGUCGUGGAGCGAUCUUGUCGACGCGAAGGCCAUUGCGGUUGUGUUUGGAUGGUUUGGGUUGCAAGUGCUGCUGGAACGGUUGGUACCGGGUGAGUUUCACAACGGAGUGGUGCUGCCGACCAAGGACCGACUGGUGUACAAAGUGAACGGCCACACGUGCUUCUGGCUGUCCAUGGCCAUCGUCGCCAUUGGCCAUCUUCAAGGCGUUGCGCCCUUGACGUACGCGUACGACCACUACCUCCACCUGGCCGUCGGCGCCAUCCUCCUCUCCUUCUUGAUCAGCGUGUUCGUGUACGUCGUAUCCUUCCGCCGCCCUGACGUCCUAUGUGCCGAGCAGGGCACGUCGCCGUCCGCCGUGUUCAACUUUUUCAUCGGCCGCGAACUCAACUUUCGCACGCAAUCCACUGGCACGUUUGACUUGAAGUACUUUUGCGAGCUCCGACCCGGUCUGAUUGGCUGGGCAGUGCUCAACCUGGGCAUGCUGGCCAAACAGCUCGAGCUCCACGGAACGGUGUCGCAUUCCAUGGCGUGCGUCGUGUUUUUUCAACUCCUGUACGUCUGGGACGCGUUGUGGCACGAAAAGUGCGUGCUCACAACCAUGGAUAUCACGACCGACGGGUUUGGCUACAUGCUGGCGUUCGGAGACCUUACGUGGGUGCCGUUCACGUACUCGUUGCAGGCGCGGUACCUUGUGGACCGAGACCCGCAAUUGAGCGUUCCUGUGAUUGCCGCCAUUGUCGCGCUCAAUAUGUUGGGGUACGCCAUCUUUCGCGGGGCAAACGCCCAAAAGGACGCGUUCCGAACAGACCCCCACGGCGACAGUGUCAAGCACUUGAAGUGGAUGCCCACGAAGCGCGGGACCAAGCUGCUCGUGUCGGGAUGGUGGGGCUUGGCGCGCAAGAUCAACUACACGGGCGACUGGUGCAUGGGGCUGGUAACUAUAUAUAUAUAUAUAUAUCAUGUGGUGUCACCCAAAAAUUGAAUAACGUCAUGAAUAUUAUUUUUGUGCUGAUUCACCAAAUCCAUAUCAGUCGAGUUUUUGUGCGGAAUGUUGUACGUACGAUAUGUGUGCUCACACUAUGGAUAGUCUCACACUAUUUCGAUGGAUGUUCCAGGAGUGUAUUUGAUUGGCUAAUUGACAUCGUUUUCUAGCUUUUGAUUGGUCGGUCGAUUGUCUGUGUCGAUUUGUAUAACGUUUGAUAUAUAUAUAUUUGUAGGCGUGGUGUGCGUACACUGGCAGCGCAAGCAUCAUGCCGUACUACUACGCCAUCUACUUUGCCAUUCUGCUCGUGCAUCGCGCGGUCCGUGAUGACACGAGUUGCCGCGAAAAGUACGGCGACGACUGGACCACGUACAAGACGCAUGUCCAGGCAGUAUUUGUACCUGGCGUGAUUUAAUAGCCUUUACUAGUACUACUAAUCAACUAUUCUACGA